AAGAACAACACCAAGCGGUAGCGAAGCGGCGCCGAAACCCUUGUUACGCCUUGCCUCCCACUCUCUAUCUCCCUCGCCUUCUCCCCGAUCUCCGGGCUAACACCUUAGCCGCUUCGAUCCCACCUCCGCUCCAAUGGCGGAAGGAUCGGCGGUGGCGGAUAAACCGGAGUGUGCCGCGGCCCCCGCAUCCGGGUUGUCUCGGGUGGAGAGCCUGUUCCAUAGGAGGAUCGAGUUCCACCCCGCGAGGAAGCCGUACUCUUCCUUCUCCAGUUCUGAUGGGGAUUUCCGCCUCGAAACCUUGAACCCCAGAUUGGGUCUCGACAGGCCGGCGGUUAGCCGUGGAGGGGCCUUUCAGGCCGGGGCGCCUUCUCCUGGGAAGCGAUCGGGGGAGAGGGAGUUUUAUGAGCACAGAAUGGAUCCUGAGCUUAGCUUUAGUAUCACCUUCCGGAGAAUAGGUGCUGGACUAGCAAAUCUUGGCAACACUUGUUUUCUCAAUUCAGUCCUCCAAUGCCUGACGUACACUGAGCCCUUUGCUGCUUAUUUGCAAAGUGGAAAGCAUAAAUCUUCUUGUCAUACAGCUGGAUUUUGUGCAAUGUGCGCUCUUCAGAAUCAUGUCAUCACUGCUUUACAGUCAAAUGGAAAGAUAUUAUCACCUUCUCAUCUUGUCAAGAACUUGCGUUGCAUAUCACGCAAUUUUCGCAAUUCCAGACAAGAGGAUGCACAUGAAUACAUGGUUAACUUGCUUGAAUCCAUGCAUAAAUGUUGUUUACCAUCCGGAGUCCCAAGUGAGUCGCCUGGUGCUUAUGAGAAAAGUUUGGUGCACAAGAUAUUUGGUGGCCAUCUCAGGAGCCAGGUUAAAUGCACACAGUGUUCCUACUCUUCCAGUAAAUUUGAUCCCUUCGUAGACUUGAGCCUUGAAAUAGCAAAGGCUGAUUCUUUGUGGAAGGCACUUACACAUUUCACUGCUGUCGAGCAAUUAGAUGGAGGUGAGAGGCAGUACCAGUGCCAGCACUGCAAGGAGAAAGUUAGGGCCUUAAAGCAACUUACUAUUCACAAGGCCCCAUAUGUUCUCACUAUCCAUCUCAAACGUUUUAGUUCUUAUGUUCCUGGUCAGAAGAUCGACAAAAAAGUGGAUUUUGAGCCCACUCUUGACUUGAAACCUUUCCUCAGUGAUCAACAUGGUGGAGAUGUAAAAUACACCCUUUAUGGUGUAUUGGUGCAUGCGGGUUGGAGUACCCACUCUGGACACUACUUUUGUUAUGUUCGCACCUCAAGUGGCAUGUGGCAUUCUCUUGAUGAUAACCAGGUUGGCCAGGUCAGUGAAAAGACUGUAUUAGCACAGAAAGCAUAUAUGCUAUUUUAUGUCCGUGACAGAACUUCUUUGCCAAAGGGAUCAGUCAAUAUGGUCCACAAAGAUAACAUUUCUGCUAAUGCUACUGAAAGGAAACUGAUUCCUGAAUCAUCCUUGGCCCUAAAUGGGGCACUUAAGAAUUGUGUCAGAACUUGUAGCACCAAUGUUCAAUCUGGUUCAGUAAAGGACACUUUGUCACUUCACCCUUUGCCUCAAGCAAUUUUGACUUUGCAAAAAAGUAAAACCCCUACUUUGUAUGAAGUUCCAGAAGUGCAAAUUGACAGAGAGGCAAUAGGAAGAGAAACUUCCACUUUGCAACCAGAUGGAGAUUCCUUGCCAGAAGGAUUACAGCAAACAACAUCAACAUCUGUAACCCUUCAGGUGAUGAGAAAAGAUUUCAUGGUGGAGGAAGCUAAAGCCACUUGUAGAAUUGAUGCUACUUUUAUCCUUGGAAGUCAUCAAUCAGAUGAUGAAAGAUGUCAAAUAUCUGGGAGCACUAAUGGAGAGGUGAAGUCAGUUGGGGUUAUUGCUGUUCUGAAUAACUCUAGCUGCACUCGCCCGAAGUCUCAGAAACAUGAAAACAAACUUCUCAAAGAAAGACAUAUGGCUAAGGACAAUGAUGCUGAAAAAGGAAUUUUGCAGACGCACGAUAUGCUUUGCAAUGCAGUAAAUGGCAUACCUGAAGAAAAUCGAAAAAUCAAACUUUUAAAUGGAUUUACUAGGAAGGAAGCAAAUGGCAGAGCACCAGUGGGAAAUCUGACCACUCAUCACAAUGAGUGGUGCUCAUCUAGCAUGCUAUCCCAUGUGGAAAACCUUCAUAAGCAGGAGAAGCCAAGGUUGGUUAAUUUGCCAAAGAGACUAGACACUGCAAACAGCUUUGUUCAGGAGGAUACUUUUAAAGACGACAGCAGAAUAGACAAUUUAAAGCAGCUGAAGCCAAAGAAGAUUGCUAAGCGUCCGUUAAGAGGCAUUUGUUUUGGCCGGAACCAUAUAUUUUUUGCUUCUUUAAAUCUGCACAAGAUUAAGAAAGUUAGGAAAAGCAAAAAACAGCCUUCAAGUUAUAAAAUAUUGCUAAAAGAUAUUCCUGAUGAUAUCAACACAAAUGAUCUGGCUGCAUCCACUUCUGAGGCCACUGUACGUGAGCAUUGUCAUGAGAAACACUGCCGAUCUGGACUGGUAGAAGACAAUAAUUCCAAAAUGGUGAAGAGUGGGAACUAUUGCAAUGGUGAAUCACUUAGUUCUACCAAUAGAGGUGAUAAGUUGAAGAAUACUAAUAAGAAUGUAACACUUGAUAAUUUUGGCUUACCAAGAAGUUGCUUGAGUUCUGCAGAAAAAUUGCUUAGCUCGAGAGCCACAUAUACAGAUGACAAAGGUAUCCAUCAUGAUUUUAUGAACCUGCUGAUGGGGGAGUUGAAAGAAACUACUGUUUCAAGAUGGGAUGAUGUAGAAUUGCCUAAAUUGGAACUUAAUGGGCCAGAAAGCUCAAGAAAUACCAGCAUUGGCUAUGUAUUGGAUGAAUGGGAUGAGGAUUACGACCAAGGCAAGAGGAAGAAGUUGAGGAAGUCCCAACAAUCUUUUGGUGGGCCAAACCCAUUCCAAGAGACUGCCAAUGCGAAAGCACAUCAGAAGUUAAAUUCAGAGCUGGGGCAAACAAAACGAGGGAACCAACCCUUGAGGAUAUGAAGGCAAAAAGAGAGACAAAAAAUUGCUGUAAUUGUAUCUCGGUUUUAGCUAAUAAUUAAUUUUAUCUUUUUUUUUUCUUUAUUUCUCCGAAGAUUAAGACAACUACGGAUGAAACAUUGUAUUCACUAUUCGAGAGUAAAUUGCAAGUGAGAAUGGCCCAAGGUGCAGGCCAUUCUUUUCUUGGUUUUUAGGAUA
Molecule: messenger RNA, 3229 nt
Organism: Musa acuminata subsp. malaccensis (wild Malaysian banana)
Lineage: Eukaryota; Viridiplantae; Streptophyta; Magnoliopsida; Zingiberales; Musaceae
Product: ubiquitin carboxyl-terminal hydrolase 23
Biological process (GO): protein deubiquitination
Cellular component (GO): cytosol; nucleus
Molecular function (GO): cysteine-type deubiquitinase activity
Source: RefSeq, a predicted model, not a curated record